Messenger RNA from Fraxinus pennsylvanica, 795 nucleotides. The record is from the annotation of a GenBank genome assembly. NCBI's taxonomy places the organism in Eukaryota, Viridiplantae, Streptophyta, Magnoliopsida, Lamiales, Oleaceae.
AUGUCCGAAGCUCCAGUCCCAAAACUCGCCACCAGCAUCCAUAUAACGGCACUGGACGGAAUCAUUAACGUCAACUCCCUCUUCACAUUAGCAGUCUUCAUCGGUCUCACAUGGAACCCUUCCGACCCGAAUAACAGCUUGAUCGAUCAUGGUCGCCAGACGGAUUGCUUACCCGGGCCGGAAGUCGCGAAGGAUCUGGUGACCUUCCACGUAUACUCAUUCGGCUGCUUCCUCUUCUCCAGUCUCAUCGCACUGGGGCUGAAGCAGGCCAUCCGGUUGUACCGCUCGGCCCAUUGGGACCGGACCCUGUGGACCAUAGACCUGGCCCAUGUGAACAAGACGGCCCUCCGGGUGGGGUACUUGGUUUCCGCUGUGGGUUCAGUUUGCGGAUCGGUAUUUUUGAUGCUGGCUUUGGUGAAUGUGGUGCAGAUCAAGCUUGGGAUGUUGGGAUGUGGGAGUAGGCAUACUUAUGGGGCUGUGGUGCCUCUGGUGAUUUUGGUACCAACUGGGCUCUUGAUUUAUGUUUUGAGUAUGGAUCUCAUUACUCUUGACUCUGCUGUUACACCUAGUAGUCUAGUAUUGAAUUUUAAAUUGUUUCAAGUGUUUUUAGAGAUGGUUUGGGUGCUAUUUGCGUCUUCAACUGUGUUCCCCCACUCCCUUCUGCCUUAUUCUUUGGCUUGCACGGCUAGUAAGAGCGUAUUGCCCCAGAGCAACAACCAGUAUCCUUUCCCUUCCCUUCCUGGAUAUCCCGAAGAGAGCUCACCUUUAAAGUCUUCGACUAUUCUGCAUUUUUAG